AUGGCUCUAACUGGGUGGCGUUCUGUUGCUAAUUCCGGCAAUGAAAUUGUAGUGAAGAUGGGGAAUUUAGGGCAACUCUCCAAUCAGAAUGCAAUAGCUCCAUAUAUCUCCGGCGGCAGAGGCGCAGCUGAAAGCCCUUCCAUAGAAGUUCCUCCGACCACCGCCGCGAGCUCAGAGCUCCUCUUCCAAUCCAAUCUCAGGAGGGCUUUUCAGCAGGGGAUGACGGUUGCAGUGUUUUUAUUUUAUAAAAACCUGCUAGCAUCUCUUACAUUAGCAUCUGCUGCGCUGGUUACACAGACGGAGAGGCCUCCUCUGGGAUGGAUAGGAGCCUUGCGGGUUCUUCAUCUUGCUAUUCUUGAGAUGGAGUAUGUGCACUGGACUGCUCGGAGCUUUCAGGCGAAGGUUUUAGGCAUGAUAUUGAUGGUGGGCGGAGGUUGUAUCGUUGGAUUUUAUCACGGCUCCUCUAUCAAUAUCAUGCACACUUCUAUUGGUACUCGGUUUGGAAGGACUGAGCGUGAACUUCGAGAGGACUGGUUUCGUGGUCCUCUUCUGGUGUUUGUGUCAUUAGCUGCAUCAGUUUGGUACAAUCUUCAGAUUAAGAAGGUGGCAGAGCAGGUAGGACCAGCCAUAUGGCUGAGUUUCUAUAUUUUUGCGUUGGGUACGGCUAUGACUGUGCUAGUCGCUCUGGGAUUAGAGGUGAGAUCUCCACAUGUAUGGUAUGUUAUAGCAGACAUCCGAUUAGUCAGCUACAUAUAUGCGGGCGUCGUAGUUUCUGGUCUUGCUUCAUUCAUCCAGAUUACACUCACUAGAAUGAGAGACCCUGUAUUUGUUGCUGCUUUUAGCCCCAUCUCAUUGAUAUUUGUGAUGGUGAUGAGUCUAUUAACAUUGCGGGACGUCAUACAUAUGGGGAGCAUUUUAGGGGCGAUAUGCAUCAUGUUUGGGCUUCUUAUGCUUCUGUGGGGAAAGGCGCAUGAUCCCACACCCCUAGUACUCCCUGUUCAGGAGAUGACAUAUGUACCUCGGUCAUCACCUUCAGCAGUGCCGUCGCUACAGCCACUGUCAUCGCCACAGCUAGAGGCUGGAGAGCCAGAUGGGCCAGGGCCAGAGCCAGAGAGCUGA
This is a messenger RNA of Fragaria vesca subsp. vesca, 1119 nucleotides long. Its product is annotated as auxin-induced protein 5NG4-like. Gene Ontology annotation, cellular component: plasma membrane. The record is from RefSeq and is a predicted model, not a curated record. NCBI's taxonomy places the organism in Eukaryota, Viridiplantae, Streptophyta, Magnoliopsida, Rosales, Rosaceae. Gene Ontology annotation, molecular function: transmembrane transporter activity. The coding region runs from base 1 to 1119 and encodes 372 amino acids. The transcript has 7 exons.